Messenger RNA from Ixodes scapularis (black-legged tick), 1270 nucleotides. RefSeq lists its product as uncharacterized. Bases 36 to 818 code for a protein of 260 amino acids. NCBI's taxonomy places the organism in Eukaryota, Metazoa, Arthropoda, Arachnida, Ixodida, Ixodidae. Gene Ontology annotation, molecular function: sequence-specific DNA binding. The record is from RefSeq and is a predicted model, not a curated record. The transcript has 6 exons.
ACGGCGAGCGCUCGGGAGUUGCGUCGUUUGUCGCCAUGCCGGCGCACUGCGUGGCGAACGGUUGCAAGAAUUACUUUUACGGUAAAGGGAACACCAAGUUUUUUAGAUUUCCGUCGGCCAGGCUUUAUCCCGCGAAGAGAGAGGCUUGGAUAGCUGCCGUGGGGAGAAAGAACACGGACGGCUCACCAUGGCAGCCGAACGAGCACUGCCGGAUCUGCAGCGCGCAUUUUGUCACGGGGCGGCCAUCAACCUUCCAGAACCACCCUGACUUCGUGCCGACUAUCUUCAGCCACACGAAGACUCCGGGAGAAGCCGCGGCUGGAGACCUAGCUCCAGUUGCAUCGAUUGUGGAAUAUAACACCAGCGCAACCUCGACAUCUGAUGUCGUGCUGACAGGCACAACACUUGACGACAACCGUGACGGAGGCACAGGAGCUCACAAUUCGUUGCAAGAGCAACCUGAAGGCUUCCAUCGAGGCACAAGCACAGAUCAAGCCACUGCUGCAGCAGAAUGUUAUAGUAGCACAGCCAAUACAAGUGACAUUUUGUUAGCGAAUACUUCGUCCAAUGAUGUCUAUGGAGCAGACAAGGAGCGCUCCAGAUGUAGUUCAUCGAGCCAGACAUGUACGAGCACAAUGUCGAGAGGUACACGGACACCAAUUUGGGGUGUUAGCAAAGGCAUGCAAACAGAACAACCCUGUAGCACCUACACUGGAAUUCAGGCAACGACCAGAUCCUCAGAUCCGUUGCACCAUGAUGUUUGUCCUGACGCCCAGUCCGUUCUGGCUGUGGGCAGGCCAAAGACCCCUGGAGAAUGAAACACGUUUCCGGACAUGCAGAAGGAGUUGAAGAAACAUCAGCAGAAGACGAAGAAGAGUUGCGACUAUGACGCGCCUCGCCUACGAGCGGCAAAACCCCAGGCCCUUUGUUACUAGACUUGGACAUUAUUCCUGAACAUGCGGAACUCGAGGGCGAUUCCCCUAACAACGGCGACAUAUUUACCUGUGGUUUACAAAAAUGUACAUUCUGAUGCUCACAAAACAUUACCUGGGAAAAACUUACUUCCCUUGCAUUAAAAACUGCGGCUGCGGUAGUGCGGGCAUCGAGAAAAGAAGCAGGUAGAGCAGAGCAGAUGACAUGCGACACUGCCAAAGCACGACUGUGCCAUAUCAACAACACUGUCCGCCGCUUUCGCGGAUGACAUGGCCGACAUCUCUGUACCACGUGAUGUCUUGUAGUUGACGAGCAGAACCAAUGCUGCCUGCCGCGG